AAACCAAGCUUCCACUGCUGUCCACCAGACUCUCCAACAAGUUAACCACUCACAACUACAGCAUCCUCGAGUCAUCAAAUUCAGAACCACCGGCCCAUCAUGACUUCCUCAUCAAUCAGCGUACUCGUAUCCACCUUCCAUCCGUUCCCCACCCUGUCGUUCUCACUCCCAAAGACGACCCCGACAUCCAAGCUACCAUCCAUCUUGAACCCAGUCCUGGCCUUGCCCGACCAAUCACUCUCGACCAGUAACGGGAAAUCUAUCGAUAUUAACACCAAGGGCACAUUAUCAUCUCUUCUCUCUCAAGAUGCUCAAGCUGGCUUCUUGCUCUUCAGACUCGUCCCUAAAGUCUUGGGCGGAAAGGGUGGGUUCGGUAGUCAGCUUAGAGCCGCUGGUGGUCGAAUGAGCUCUCAAAAAACUCAAAAUAAUGAUUCGUGUCGAGAUCUGAGUGGGAGGAGGCUUUCGACCAUCAAGGAAGCUCAAAAAUUGGCAGCAGCGAUUGCGGCUGAGCCGGAGCGACAUCUGGCCAAACGAAAGGAGGCUGAGGAGAAACUUGAAGGUCUCAAGAAAGAGAUUGAAAGACUAGACAGUCUAGUGAAUGGGACCGACGAGAUGAACCUGAAGAAACGGAGAUUAAACGAUAGCCAUCUCCUCACCCAAUCCAAAGAAGGAAUUGAGAAAGUUCGGAACGCGACCUCGUUGGCGAUGCUCAAAAAGAAGAAGAAACUACAACAAGAACGAAAGAAGGCGGCUGAGAAACCCACGCUCUCCAACUCUGUCAUCGUGGAAGAGGAGGACAAGGAGAGUGAAGCCCCCGCCAUCGCCUCAGCCGAAUCUCAACCUUCCACCACUGUAGCAGCUUCACCCCCCAAUGAGCCUCAACCUCCCGUCACUGAAACCUCUUCAUUAUCCAACUUGGAAGAGCCGGCUCAGCUGUCCGCACAGUCUUCUGUAACUCAAUCCUCUUCACCACCCAAAGCUAAAGAAGCCCCUGCAAAAUCGACCAAACAGAGCAAGCAGACUACCAACGAAUAAGGGGAACUGACCUCUGAGAUACCAUCACUCACAGUCUCACUAUCGACGUAUCUCUCUGUCCCGAGAUUUCUAACACUGCCACAAACUAUCCCGUCCAUAUCUACUGCUUGUGUAUAAAACCCUCAAGAUUGCUUGUAUUUCUUAUUGUGUUUUUUUUCGGCUUUCCUCGUGUCUCAAUUCAUUAAAACAACAAAAUCAAACUAUCCAAUAUCCCUUUUCUGUCUUGCAAUGCCACCCUGAGAAUGUCGCGCAUUGGACCUAAA
This is a messenger RNA of Puccinia graminis f. sp. tritici CRL 75-36-700-3, 1298 nucleotides long. RefSeq lists its product as uncharacterized. NCBI's taxonomy places the organism in Eukaryota, Fungi, Basidiomycota, Pucciniomycetes, Pucciniales, Pucciniaceae. The coding region runs from base 100 to 1035 and encodes 311 amino acids. The transcript is spliced from 3 exons. The record is from RefSeq and is a predicted model, not a curated record. Gene Ontology annotation, cellular component: nucleus.